Messenger RNA from Carlito syrichta (Philippine tarsier), 330 nucleotides. RefSeq names its product C-X-C motif chemokine ligand 13 (gene CXCL13). Lineage: Eukaryota; Metazoa; Chordata; Mammalia; Primates; Tarsiidae. The transcript is spliced from 4 exons. The record is from RefSeq and is a predicted model, not a curated record. Bases 1 to 330 code for a protein of 109 amino acids. Gene Ontology annotation, biological process: antimicrobial humoral immune response mediated by antimicrobial peptide; neutrophil chemotaxis; chemokine-mediated signaling pathway. Gene Ontology annotation, molecular function: CXCR chemokine receptor binding; chemokine activity. Gene Ontology annotation, cellular component: extracellular region.
AUGAAGUCCACCUCAGCAUCUCUGUUUCUCUUGUUGCUGGUUAGCAGUCACUUUCCUGUCCAAGGUGUCCUGGAGGCCUAUAACACAAACCUGAAGUGUAGAUGUAUCCAAGAGACCUCAUCCUAUAUCGCCCCACGCAUCAUUGAACGCCUUCAAGUCUUGCCCCGUGGGAAUGGUUGUCCAAAAACAGAAAUCAUAAUCUGGAAGAAAAAUAAAUCCAUUGUAUGUGUGACACCUCAAGCCAAAUGGAUACAAAAAAUAAUUAAAAAUUUAAAAAAAAAUGUGUUUUCAACUCCACCGGUUCCAGUACUUAAGAGAAGAAUUGCCUGA